Molecule: messenger RNA, 315 nt
Organism: Aspergillus viridinutans
Lineage: Eukaryota; Fungi; Ascomycota; Eurotiomycetes; Eurotiales; Aspergillaceae
Exons: 1
Coding region: 1-315 (104 amino acids)
Source: RefSeq, a predicted model, not a curated record
AUGACUUCUGCUCGCUUAGUGCCUGGGCUGGACGACACACCAUCGGUUGAAAUCGACGAACUGUGUCAUGCCAUGCUCACCAGAUUCCAUGCUAAGCAUCGCAUCUGGCGCGUACUCGGCCUCGAAGCCUGUACACUUUCGCGCAACGAGACCCCUUACAUGCCCUGUGGUCUGCCGCACGGAACAAAGCCACAGCGGGUACUUGCCGAAGAAAUCAUCGAGGUGGUCAAUCAACUGUUCUGCAGCUGCGUAGGCACGAAUGUCUUCGAUAGCAUGCUCCUUCACGAGCCUGCUGCUUCAGAGGCUGAAGAGUAA